Molecule: messenger RNA, 8160 nt
Organism: Batrachochytrium dendrobatidis JAM81
Lineage: Eukaryota; Fungi; Chytridiomycota; Chytridiomycetes; Rhizophydiales
Exons: 4
Coding region: 1-8160 (2719 amino acids)
Source: RefSeq, a predicted model, not a curated record
AUGGUCUCAUCGUUCUGGAUAUCGUUGAUACUGUUACUUGUCUGCACUAUUUUGUUCUGGUAUGGCAUUGCCAGUGCAGUCCGCCGGUUUUCUAAACGCUUCGGAGUGACUAUUCAGAGAGUGGGAAUGCGUCGACUGAAUGGUAUUCAAAUCUCCCAUGACCGACUCCAUAUUAAAAUGAUGUCUGUUCAAUCAUUUCAUAUAGGCACUGUUGGCGUCAGUUUUGGUCGUCGUCCCGACUCCAACGCUCUUGUGUGUGUGUUUGUGCAGAAUGUUGCGGUGGUUGUCAAGAUGAAUCCAAUUCAAGAUGUUGUUGCGUCUACUUCUACCCAUAGCAAUGCUAGUGUAAAAACUACUUUGUCGCUAGAUAAACAAAUAUUUUCUGUAUGGUCCUUUCUGUCAAAUACUUUGGUCCAAUACAUAAUGCGACUUGUCGCCAUCGAUGUCACUGAUGUUCAUGUAACCAUUCAAGACGUAUCUGGCAUCUGCAUCUAUGAAACCAAGCUUCAUUCACUAGAGAUUGCCUCAAUUCUAGAUGGUGCACCGUCUAGCUGCAUAUCUAAAUUCACCCAGAAAGGCUUUAUACCAUCUGCUUCAAAAUGUGGUGCUGAAAUGCUACUUGCGCUAUCACCAUAUCGUUUUAAAGCUUAUUCUGGCGAAACCGUUUUCGAGUGUCAGCAACCUACACUGUUUUCCAUUGCACUAGUUAGAUCAUCUUGGAAUGCAUUUUUAAUUGCCAACAUCAAUAUCGAUCAUCCCACAAUUCGUACUCUAGAACUUGCCAUGUUUCAGAAUAUACUAAAGCAAUAUACCCACCACACGUCAGAUUCAUUGCAGGACGGAUCUACGUUUGAUUCAGCCAUGUUCAAUCACACUGAACUGCAAAAAACUGCAUUGAUCGACACAGAAACAUCCACAGACAUUCCCUUGCCCACAAAAGCAGCUCUAGAUAUCCUUGAAGCAUUGACGUGCAUGGCUCCAAGAGUUUCCAUAGAAAUCAACCACGCAGCAGUUGUCCAUGUAUUUGAAAAUGCUUUAGACAAUUCUAAAAUAGAUUUUGAUACAAAAUCAAGCACGGCUAGCUUUAAACCUAAUUCUUCACAUACAAUACUCUUCUCAUUCAAACUCAUUGAACUUUUGGCUAAAAUCGAUCGAGAUGCAGGUCGCAAUAGAGUGUUUCCUAAAAUUGAAAUGCGUGCAUCUGUUGAGGAGAGCAUCGGUGAUUUGAUGUCAUUUGAUUGCAAUAAGAAGUCAGUGUCCCAUUUUUUCUCUGUAAAGAAAGCUAGUUUUAAUGCAAGCUUUGGUCAUGAAGAAAAUAGUUCAAUCUGCAUUUUGAAGUGUGCUACUCGAAUCAUGUCCCCACAUAUCAUUUUGGAUCCUCAUGUGCUUGAUCUUUUUCAAAUCUAUGUCUGCUCUGAAGCAUCUAUCAAUAUUCCAUCACACACAAAACCUAAACCGGAUUUCAGCAACAUCUUUUUAAUGGAUGCAGGCAGUCUUUUUGGGUUAAAUCAACUGGACAUUAUAUUCACUGUCAAUAUUGCAGAUGUGCUGAUUGGCAUUCAAGUACCUAUUGGCGAACCCGAUCAUAUUGAACAGUCUAACCUUGCACAAAUUUCAUUUAAGCUCGACUUGUUUUCGAUAUCUACUAGCAUGCAUUUGCUAUUGCUUUCUACCGCGAUCUCAUCCAGUCAUCUUGCUGUUGAUCGUAUCGAGCUUUGCAAAAGCACAAUCGAUGUGUUGUUUACAGGUGCUGGAUUACAUACCCAACUUGCUCGUACAACAUCAAAAAGACUCUCUGCACUUUUUCCUACAACAGAGUCAUUGUCGUCAUUGGAAACUCUAGUGUCAAGUACAAAUAUGGCUGUAAAUCUGGUUUUAGAGUAUUCAGAUCGAUGCUUUUCCGUGCAAAGUGCAGUUGACAUUGAAUCAAUCAUUGUUGAUCUAUCAUGGCUGGCCACAGGAAGUUUACUCGAUUACUUUGCUGUUGUCUUGGCACUUUGGUCGUUACUUGGAACAUUUAUAAAAAAGUCAAAUUUGGUUGAACAUGACGGACUGCCAAAUGUACCCGAGCCCCAUAAUUCAGCAGAUGGCUCGCUCAUAUCACUAUUUGAAAUAGAAGUUAGCUCUACAGCUGUUCUUAAGCAACUUAGCGUCAUUUUGGUUGGACAGGUGGACAAGAGCGGUUUAAUAGGUUCUGUAAAAGCCGCUUCAGUCAACGCAAAAGCGAGAUAUGACGAUACCAGUCUUUGGAAUAUCGAACUAUUCACUGGAAAUAUCGAAACAGUUGAUCUGCUGACAUUUCUACACUAUAAGGAUUUUUCCACGUUGAUUGAUGGUGCUCUGCCAACCCAUUCUGUCUUGUGUAUUCAAAAAAUCCAAUUUAUGAUGCAACACAGCUUAAAUUUGGCAUCUCCAUUACAUACCGCCUCGGAUUCAUCAAUACCAGAAUCUGGGCGUUUUUCUCUUAUAUCGGUUGAAUCAACACAAUGUCUUGUGGAUAUCUCUUUUGUACACUGCUUUAUUAUUUUAAAUGCAUGUAUCGAUGUGGUCAAGAUUUUGACACUUGUUACACCUUUUAAAGCUAUUCGCGAUAAAACACCCGAUUCUUUGGUUCUGGGACCGGUAAUCCCACUUGCAAAGAUAUCUAUUUGCUCGAUAUUUGUCAAAAUAGAACUUCCCGACAAGGUCAAGAUUCAAGGCACAUUGGACCAGAUUAAAUCUACAAUCUAUCUUGGUGGAACCGGCCAAGUUGAACUUAAAUCCAUGGAUGCACAAGUAUAUCUUCAAAACUCGGACAUUUUCAAACAGCUCCUUCUAGUUCAAGACAUUACUGUUGGCUUUACACCAUCUGCUCCAGCCACUGCAGCAAACAUAUCUUUUGCACCGAAUAAAAUGGAUAUCACGAUUCCAUACGGUUUUGAAAUGUCAGAGAUUGUCGAGAAUGCCAUAAACCUUGUCCGUGCACUGAAAUCUAUUUUUCGUACAUUUUUCGGACAUAUACCAUCAAACUCGUCUGAUCCUGGACGCACCUUUAUCAUUAAAGAAUCAAUCCCUAAUAUCAGGUGUUGUAUCCAAAUGUGUACGAUCCAUAUUGAAGAUGAUCCGUUUGUUUCUCGACUAUCAAGAAAUUAUCGUGUAGGAUUACCCGAAAAUUUCUCAAGAAUUUCACGAGAAAGAGCUUUUUGGAAACAAGCCAAGCAGCGUGAGGCCAAGCAAUCAGAUGGCACUUUUAAUCCCAACGAGAUUGACAAAGCAUGGAAGUUGCUUGAGGAGUUCAAUAGCCGUGCGUACAUUGAGGCAAUCAAUAAGUCAAGCCAAGAUGCCAAUGACGAGGUAUAUCUUUUGGCAGCUGUUCUGGAAGGAAUUGAUAUAGUUGUAUCUGCUCCAUCAUUGCUUGAACUGACAGUCGAGGAAACCUUGAACACGCUGGACUACAAUACACCUUCCAAACUCAUUUACGAUGACUUGAUUCCUCGCGAUAUCUCGGUUGGGUUUCACUCUAUUGAUAUUCGGUUACGUGAUUAUCCCUUUUCAUUGCUCAAAGUACCAGCAUCACCUCGUGGAACGACAUGGCUGACUAAAGGAUUGCUAGUUAUCGCCGAGCCUCUUCUCCCAGUAGAAUCACGCCGAACUGUUUAUCUUCCAUUGAAAGAUUUGAGUAUUGACCCAAUAAUUGUAACACGGUCCGUCAGCCCAACCAAGAUCUAUCUUCACACCACGACCGUCAUUAAAUGCAAUUCUGCUAUUUGUGCCUACUAUGGAGCAUCACUUGAACCCUGUUUGAGUGAUUUGGUAUCAGUGAUUGACUCGUUUACCAAACCUAAUGCUGACCCAAGUCCACCCGUUGGAUGGUGGGACAAAUUAAGAUUGAUGCUUCACGGCACGAAUGAAAUCAGUAUUUCUGGUGGGGGCGAAUUACGACUUCGCGUUUUGGGUUCAAUGUCACCAUACUACGAUCCUUUAAAGCAUUUUGGUAUGGAUGGCAUUGAGCUUUCACUUGGCAGCGGUGUUCACUUUAACAUUGGUGCACCACAAUCUAAUGAUAUAGUUUUGCUGGAGGCAGGUGAGGUACGGUUUGCCUUGCCACAAAAAAAGAGUUUAGCACAAGGUGCAGCACAGGAAAUGAAUGAUACGUUGGCCAAAUUCAGCGGUGGAGUGCGAAUCGCUUUUGGUGUGAGGUUUACUACGUUUAGACCAGUAGAUGGGCCAAAUUUCCCACCUAUUGAGGUGCAUCCAUGGAAAACUCAUGCAGAUAUUGUCCUGCGCUCGCCAGAAUUCUGUCAUUCGCCAUCUCUUGGACAAGUGUGGGACUCGUUUCAUGGAUUUCGAUCCGAGUUUAUUCAUAUGCAUGUGGAGAUCACUUCCCCAAAGCCGUAUUUUUCUGGACUAGUGGUUCCUAGCAGCCAUCUGUGCAUGAAUUCUUCGUCUUUUAGUCAGGUGCAGAUUAUGACUAUGGUAUACCAAUCGAUUCUCACCAGUAUUCCCCUUCGGACUCGAGUCAUGUUUUUCACUAAACCGGUGCAUCAAGGCGUGCCCACCAGUCCUAAACCCAAGCUAGGCAGAGCACUAAGCACUGUACGUCUUGUUACCACUCUCAAGCCGUUGGUCAUCACAUUAAUUGCUGAGCAAGAUGAUCUGACAGGCGGUGUUGGGUUGCGAGGACGAACAACACAUAUGGAAUCUGAUGUGUUGUUUAGACAGCAUAAACUCACGCAUAUAGAUGAUGGAAAUAUAUCUAUAUCUAGACGUCCCGCCUAUCGAUGGGAUUUAGAAGAAAGCCAAAUGUCUUUUGAAGAUAUUGAAGGAUGUACAUUGACAUAUACUGUUCCGAGUGAGCCUGGGCACUGCUCAGCAACCCCAGUUGAUGCUGAUGAAGACGCCGCAAGUAUUAUGGAUAACGAGAUUUGGACAUUUGCUGAAGAUGCCUAUUAUACUCUUGAUGCCUCUGUCAUGCAGUUUACUCCAUUUCUCUGGUCACCGCGUCUGCUUUACUUUCGUCGCGGAACCAGUAGUGACCAUCAUCACUUGCACGAAAAAGACUUUUUUGAUAAGCAGCUCGCGUUGUUGACUGCUCGUAUGCAUGAAAUCGAGGCUACUAUAUGGAUUUUAAAGGAAGAGCAGAAGGGAAUCGAAUCAAGAAUGGCAGUUUUCUUUGACACCUCAAUUGAAAAAGAGUCGGCAGGAUUGGUUGAUCGACUCACAAUGCUGUAUGAAAAACGAGCAUUGAUUCAAAAUGCUAUCAAGGACUUGAUCGAGUCGCUAGAGAUGUCUGACAAUUCGACAUUCAUAGAAGAGUCUGCAGCCAAACAGGAUAUGCAAGUAUUUAAACAUCAUUACGUUUUCCAUAAUAUAUGCUUUCUUUGGAAAGUUCCUGUUCGAAAUGCAAUCAUUAAACUCAUUGAUUUGCAAACAAAAAACUUUGCAAUCAAGUAUUGUUUGUCCAACGCUGCUGCCAAGGUUGUUUCAGAGCUAAUUCGCCUGAUUGGCGAGCAAAGAUCCAUGCUCAAAGCCUCUACUCCAGCAUCUACCUUGCCAGGAUCCAAGUCAAAGAAAUCUGACGACACAAACACGGCCAAUAAGCAAUCUACAUUCACCAACUAUUCCUCAGAGUCCAUGGCGCAGCUGUUGGAUCAAUUGCUGCAUGACCUUGCUUUAGGGAUUCGUACCAAUAUUCCCAACGAAACCGAGGCAGAGUUUGAUCAUAUCUAUGUUCCACCAUCACCGGAAAAAACUGAGCUCAAUAGCAAAUUCCGCAAAAUCAGCAGAUAUACACCUUCUUUUGAUAUUAAUUCUCCAGACUAUUUGGCUCCUGGACAAAUGGUAGAAAGUGAUUCAGUGAUUACACUCAUCAAUCCACAGGUUGCGUAUGAAGUAGUCAAUGUGGCUGAUCCACUUACUGUCCAGUCAGUGAUUGUUGCAUCAACAGGCAUGGAACUUCUUUUGGUGACGAUUCUUGACGAGGUGGCUGCUGCUGCUAGACAGGGAUAUGAAGAUAAGGAUCGAAAUGAUGCGAUUGUCAAGUACAGAACAAUUGUCAAUGUUCACGAGGCUCAGUUUUUUAUUAGACAAGAAACCGACCAUGACACAAUGUCUUACACUGCCUACCCGUCUCGUAACGGUCAAGAUGAUAUGGACAGUCAGUACAACGCAAGUCGACAAUGCUGGGUUCCACUUGAAUGUUUUCUUGACACGAGCUCAGUGGAUCCGCGAUUUGUUCGGAUUGUUGAACAUGCUUCGGCCAACUUUCAUCGUGAUAAAAUGAACCCUUUGUAUUUUACUCGUUCGUCAGCAUUCGCAACACAACAGACUGAUACGCACUUUUUAUCACUUCCACAGUUUUGUAUUGCAAUGAACUCGGCUCAGUACAUGCUUGUACAUCAAGUGAUCACUUCGUUACUGGUUUACAAUGAUCCUGCAGCAGGAAAGUUGGCUGAACGGUUGCGCAAAGUGAUGCUUGCUUUGGAGCAGCUACCUGAUUUAAGAGAGAUGCAAGACAUGGUGCUGUCACUCCAGGAACGCGUGCGUCAAACGGAUUCGGUUGUAAAAUCCAAUACAACCACUGAUUCUCAGCGUCAACAAGAACUUCGUCGAUCCCUUAUUCAAGGUCGUAAUGAACUCCAUGUAUUGAUGGAAGCUUUGAAAGGCACACAACAAAUUGAAAAGCAGCGUAAUUCGGAAGGAUUGUCCUAUCAACUUUGCGUCAAAAUGGACAAGUUUGUAUGGCUGAUGUUGCUUGAAAACAAUGAUCCAUUUUUACGUUGUACAUUUACAAACCCAGCAAUUAUGUGGGUUCAUAGAGAAGAUCAAGUUUCAAUCAACACGCUCGAGAUUGAAACACUAUAUGUAGAAAACUUGCAUGUGAUGACCAGCGAGUUCAAAGAUGCGAUUUCUCCUUAUAUACCGGAUCGACACGGUGUAGAUUUUAAACGGAAUAAGAUGCUACGAUUGUAUUUGAGAGAGCUUGCACCGGUUGCUGGAAUCCAAGUCGUGGAUCAUUUUGAAAUCGAUAUGUUUCCACUAUCCAUUCAGGUUACAUAUGAGUUGGGAAAGCAGUUUAUGCGAUACAUUUUCCCCAAUAAGAAAAAUAUACCAGCUUCCAGUACUGCUACUGCAUCAGGUGAUGCUCACUCAUCUUCUCCCUAUGCGCGAACCAUAGCGUCUGUUGAUGAAAAUGACCGACCUCGAUCACAAACACCGGAUACGUUGGAUACAGUAUCUGUAUCUCGACGUGGCAAGCAGACAAACGAAUGGUCAUCUACACACACGACAAAUAGCUCAUCUGCAACGACAGCAACGGCAGUUGUUGCUAAAAGCAGCAGUGCAUCUACUCAUACACGAGGUAGUGGAAAACGUCGUCCAAGCCGAGCUCUCACUGAGCUUAAACAAAUGCAAGCCCGUGCUUCAGAAAACCGAUCGUUUAUCUAUAUCAAGCUUCCAGGUGUAUUGCACUGCUUGAGUUAUCGAGGACUCAAGGAAAAGAAUUUAGAAGAUCUACACAUGUUUGAAUUCUACCUACCCACUUUAGAGUAUCGGAAUAAAACCUGGACGUGGUAUGAAUUUGUCAAUGCAGUAAAGCGUGAUACGAUGCGUGCAGCACUUGCUAAUACGGGAGCACUUGUUCGAGAGAAGCUAUUUCAGAAACGAAAACCUGGGACUGUGCAUUCGACAACACACUCGAGUAUAGAAUCGCAGACUGGUACAACCUCAUCUACUGAGCCAUCAGAGUUUGGAUCGGUUUCUUAUCCUGUUGAUGGCGGGCUGCAUCUUGGACGAAGUGAAUCAGUCAAGUCGUCCUAUUCAGGCGAAGAUAGUGUUUCGACUCAUGGACAUGGUCACGCAGGACGCAGAAUGCGCGACAGAAUUGGCAAUGGAAAAGGGAUUAUCAAAAGUCUUAUGCGACGGAUGGAUAGGAAAGAUGAAUCGAGUAAUAGCGAUGUUGACGAUUUGGGAAACCUCGAGAUCAGUGGAGAUCAUGACAGUUUACCAGAUAAUUUGAAUGACGGGGCUUCCAUGUCAAUGCAUUCAUCAGAAAACCCUUCAUAUCCAAUCACGUCACUUACUAUUAGAUCUCAGUCAAGCGAUCAUCAACAGCAGCAGAAGAUGGAGGAUGAAUUGCUUGCUAAAGGAAGGUUGAUAUUUGGUAAAUAUUAUCCUGAUUGA